GAGAGCCGCCAUCUUGGUUUUUCACAUCAAGAGCAAAAAUGCCGGUUACUGUUUCUCCUGCAAUUCGGGUAGGUUUUUGUUGUGCUUUUGAAUGUAUUUGUAGUUAAUAUAAUUUUAUAAAACAGCAGUUCUCUAUUCAAUUAUGUUUUUAGUACGUUAUGUUACAUAUUUCCAUGUGUAAAUUUAUAAUAAAUAUUUAUUAUUUCUAGUUUUCAAGAUAUGGUGCUCUGCUAAUUGGAAUUGGUUAUGGUUACAAACGAAAUGGUAUAAUUUGCAAUUCAUAGAUUUAUGAAAUGAAAUCAUUCAAACUAUUUAUUUUAACUAAUACAAUUUUGACCAUGUGCCCCACCCCCUGACCACAGAAUACUACACAGAAGUCCAUGGUUAGCACUAUUUUCCAUCCAGCAAACUGACCUGACAUCAUUUUCUCAAGAUAGAAGAGGUGUUAAAUGGCUAUGUAACUAACCCAAACCCUACCCCUACUCUAACCCCUAACCUCAACCCUAACUCUAACACUAACCGAAUUAAUAAAAAAAUCCAAAAAGAAACGACUUUACAAAAUCGAUAGGGCGGUUUGCUGGAUGGAAAAAAGUGCUAACCGAAGUCCAUCUCCAUUGUUUUUUUGCGUAAGCGCUAUUCGUCAUGAUUCGUCACUUGGCAAGUACCGUAAACAGAAGCAGUCACCCCCUGGACGUGCACCAUUUCCAAGGGGGGGGGGUGUGCUUCUGUUUAAGGUACUUGCCGAGUGACGAAUAGCGCUUACACAAAAAACAAUGGAGAUGGACUUCUGCAGUGGUGGAUCCAGCAAAGUUUUUUUGGGGGGUGCUAACCAAUGGCGAAACGAGCGCCGAAGGCGCAAGAUUUCUAGGGUGGUCCGGGGGCAUACUCCCCCUGAAAAUGUUUAAAAUUUGGGUCUCUGAAAUGGCAUUUCCAGCAUUCUGAGAAAACAUUCUGGAAAAUUUUUAGAUUCUCAAAACCCUUUAAAAAUUCAGAAUAUUUAAUAUUGGCUAUUCCGCUAUUGUCAACUAAUGAUACGCAACUGAAUUCCUUAACAUAAGUUGGUUAGAAUUAGGAUAAAUGUCAUUUUUGCACCCCUCCAUGCACCCCUGUUGACCAGAGCCUGGGGGGGAGGUGCCCCCAGGCUCUGGCUCUGGGUGAUGAAUGAUCAAUGACCCAGACUGUGCAUCUGGUCAAUUAUGUGAUUUCGGGUGUGUAAGACUAAAAUUUAGGUGUGCAAUCCUGUUUGAAACUUGCACUAGAGUUUUAAUGUUAAAAAUUGCCAAUAUGCAACAAAUACUAGUUGUGUAGACAUCAAAGUGUGCAAAAUUAUUGGACAAAAACGUUCUUGCAUGUGCACUUGCCAUACUCUGCAGUCUGGUCAAUGACAGAUCGGCCAGGGCGCAUUCCAUGUAAACUCUAUGCCGAAGAUACGCCAAUAUUAACUAUAGAUAGUAUUGUAAUUUGCCAAACUCACGCUGGAUAUCUUCGCACUUUUGUGCACAGAAUGCACCCUGGCAGAUCGGUGUACUCAAGCUGCCUUGCUUUUUCCGUGUAUACCUGGGAUAGGAUAGAAAUAUUGUUUUGGCUACACCACCAGUUCGGCAUACGGGACAAAGAUUUUUGGAACUUUUUUUAAGCAAUAGAUUUUGAUUGUAUUUGAGUAAGGUUUCACAACGUUGAUUGGCAUAAAUAUUUGGCAUAUAAACAACCAACUUUCCACUAUGGGUGAACCAAAGAUCUACUCCAGUCUCAGAAACAUGUGCCAGUGUAAGCCUGUUUUCAACAUGCAGACAUAUUCUGCCUACGAUUCACUACUUGGAAAAUACAAAGCAGUGACAAAACAGUUGAAAUAUUUUAAUGGCUUAUAUUUAUGCCAACAUGAUCAUGUAAAUUUUUGCACACCAGUGCAUCAGGUCGUUCCAGAAAAGAUCCAUACUCCCUCCACAGAGGGAGGGGGAGGGGAGAAAAAUUGUUUCUGAUAAUAGUAAAUGUAUUAGGAUAUCCGAAGGGGGUAGGGGGGUUAACUUCCUAUUUCCUCCGUGGGGGUGGUAUUAUGGAUGUUUUCUGGAAUGACCCAUCAUGUGAUCAGUUCACUUGCACAUGACUCUGCACCAAAAUAGAGAGAAUUUACAAACCAUACAUAGUACUAAUGCCCUCGAGCAUGCACAACAUGUGCAAAGACAAACUAUUUUUUUAAUACAUUCCAAGGCUUAUGAUUUCAAACAAAACUAGCCAACUAACAAAAUCACACAGCAAAUAUAAAGUGAUGCUAAACUUCAUUUGGGCACUACAUUAUUCCACAUCGGAAAUCUUUGGUGCAACCUACAAACUUUCCACCCUUGGAGCUCGGUAGAUUACACAAGUAAUUAGACGAACAUAGAAAAGCUUGGUGCUCAAUAAUAUGUUUGUUGGACCAACUUUAAUUUUAGUUUUAUUUGAUUUACUGUUGAUUAAAAUGUGUAAUUCCCCCAACCCUUUUGAAGCAGUUUACUGUGACAAAGCCGUUGUUGACCCAGGAACAAUAGUUAUUUUCCAUGGCCAGACUGGCAGCAGAAUUGGGUAUUUUUUAUGAGAUCUUGGGGACAAUCUAGAGGCAAGGGUGCAAAACAGUUUCCAAGGGCACAAAUGUGACCAACUAGGUAUUAAAAAACAACUGAAUUAGAGAGUUUGGGGCAAAUUAUAGCAUGAAAAUUGACUUGUAAGAAGAACAAAGCUUUUCCACAGGGUGGCCAUGACUAACUCUGGAUCCAUGAGACAGUAAUAAAUUUAAAUUUGUCUCAUUCUUGACAAUAUAAUAAUGUAACAUAUAUCUAUAGACAAGAAUGAUAUGAAGCUCUUCAGGUUUACUUUUUUACAAUUUUUUCUGGUAGAAUAUUUAAAACCAUAUGGAGCUAAAGAUAGAAAGGUACAUGAGAAAAAGGCUGAAGAACAAGCUGAGUUGAAACGUUUAAGAGAGGCAGCAAAUGAAGGUACUGUAUUAUUAAACAGAGAAAAUCAUCCUUCAUUGCAACAGUAUUAUCUGUUUAUUUUCAUUACUCAAAAUAACUACAAAAUAUAGUUCUUGAAAUAACAAUUAUAGUAUGUUUGUGAUGUUACUCUGAGUGUGCAUCCACACCGGGCAAGCUGAAAAGUUUGCCUGACCAUGGUGGGAAUCAAACCCGUGACCGUUUGGGAUGCAAUGCUCUACCAACUGAGCCACAAGGUCAAGUCAGUUCGAGUUGGUGACCUCGUAGCUCAGUUGGUAGAGCAUUGGACUGAUAUCAAGCCGUUUUGAGUUGGUUGACCUCGUAGCUCAGUUAGUAGAGCAUUGGACUAGUAUCCCAAAGGUCACGGGUUCGAUUGCCACUGUGGUCAGGCAAACUUUUCAGCUUGCCUGGUGUGGAUGCACACUCAGAAUAACAUCACAAAUGUCAUUCACCUGAGUACAUAACACCAACACACACAAAAAGUAACAAUUAUAUUAUUUACUUUUAAGUUUACAAAACCAAUUACUAAUUUUCUUAAAUUUUGUCUUGUAUGUUUUAGGGAAGAGCAUUUUUGAUUCCUGAAUGUCUGUCAUUGGUAUAAAGUGUGUUGAUAUGGCAUUGUGAAGAAUGUUUAUAUAUUAUGUAUUAUUAAUAUAAUGGUGCUUUUUAUUUUGAAUGGACUUCUGUUAGUGUCUAAAAGGUUACACUGUUAUGCAGUUUUAUCAACUCCAGUGGCAGUGCUGUCACUUUGUGUUACCUCUCUACCAAGUAGGCACAUGUCUCUACUCAUUCGAUCAGCUGUAUAUUUUGAAACGUCUAAUUUUUCGUUGGUUUAACCCUUCAUGUGACGUUACUCCCUAAUAUACCCUGCUUUGUUAUUAUACUCUUUCUAAUGCCAGACUGUUUUACUCGUCAAGAGUGCUGGUGCACAUGCUGUUACUAAUUCUUAUGGUUUCUUCAUAGUUUGGAAGACAGUUGCAGCCAGAUGUCUGUUAACUAAAUCUGCAAUAUUUCUUAGUCUCACAGGCAUCAGUUUCAUACAAGAGACCACUGACAUCUGUCUGUUAUGAAAUCAAUGAAAACCCGAGGGUUAUAUCCACUGUUUGGUUGUUGCAAAACCCCAUCAUACAGUUUUCAAUUGUUUAUUUGUACAGAACAUCAAUCUGAAAUGUAUUUCUUAAUUUACAGUCAAAAUAAGAGAACCUUCCCACUUCUGUAGUCUGUUGACAUUUUCUGUAAUUUGUUCUGUUCAAGUUUUGCACCUUUCGUGUGUUAAUAUUAAAGUUACUACAACGAAAAAUGCAUCCUUCGCUACAAAUUUUCAUAAGAAAGCUAAAUAUUGUUGCCAUAUUUUGAUAUUUGCUGAUAAUUUGGUAACCGCUACAGAAAAACAGAACAAUUUACAGAAAACUACAACAGACCACAGAAGCGAAAGUGGAAAGGUUCUUGUAUUUUGACUGCAUUAAAUCGCCCGUAAAUAGGAAAUUUAUUUUAAUGAGGUAACCAUUUUCGUGUCUACAGCCUUUUCAGACUGUUAAAUUUAAUCUUAUACUUUUACGAACUGUAUUUCUGAAAAUUAACGGCACGAAUUGUCAAAAGAUGUGUCGAUUUAAUCCGAUACUGACUUGAAGCCGCCAUCUUGAAUGUACUUCUGCAGGCCCAGACCGGAAGCUGGCAAGCCUCAACGCUGAUUGGCUCCUUGCAAAAUUUUGCGCGAAAUCCGAAAAAUUUUCCCGGCAAAAUCGUGUUUGUUUACAUUGAAUAAACACGUGGAAAUCAAAUGAAAGCCAUAUGCUUGGAAAAUGUUGUUUAACUUCUUACUUUAAAGGUAAAUGGCACACGUUGUUUUGUAUUUUUAUACUUUUUAAUAAAACCUGUAUAAUAUGAGGUUUUUAUUUGUUGUAACUGGUCAGUAGAAAAAAUCUACUGAGAAUAUAUAUUGAAUAAAUUACCUUGAGUAUGUACAUGUGUGUUCAAAUAGCUUAAACACUGUUAUGUGUAUGUUUGCAUCGCAAAAAUCCUUUAUGCCGUUACAAACAGUUAAUAUAUAGAUAAAUAUUUUGUAUGUUUCUAAGUAAAGUACAUAGUGUUAUGUGUUGGGUUAUUUAGAGUUCCAUCUUCCUCGAUGAGUUUUAUAUCAAGUUCUGUAUCGACCAUAAUACAAUCUGUUGUAAUGUAGUUGCAAUCUGUAAGUGAUGUAGACUUCCUGUUUGCAUUUUCAUCCUUAUUUUGAGUCUUGCGACGACUACCUUUAAAAUCUUCAAAGGUCUUUACAUCUGCAGUUGGAGAAGCAGUGGGUGUUAUCAGUAAACUUAAACCUAAAUCUUCGGGCACUGUUGGCGUCAGCAUGUUUUUUUCUUGCUUUGAUGUACUGGUGUUCUUCGGACUAACAGAAGGAUGUCUUUUGCUCUAAAAAUG
Messenger RNA from Paramuricea clavata, 5384 nucleotides. The record is from the annotation of a GenBank genome assembly. NCBI's taxonomy places the organism in Eukaryota, Metazoa, Cnidaria, Anthozoa, Malacalcyonacea, Plexauridae.